Molecule: messenger RNA, 405 nt
Organism: Pocillopora meandrina
Lineage: Eukaryota; Metazoa; Cnidaria; Anthozoa; Scleractinia; Pocilloporidae
Source: the annotation of a GenBank genome assembly
AUGGUGGCUAGAAGAGAACGCUUCUCUCACGAACAAAUUAUUGAACAAGUUUCUGCGGAAAGUGUGGAAAUCGAGGAAGAUGAAGGCUUAGAGGCUAGUUUCACAGAUGUGUUGGAGAGGUCGAUAACUGAAUUUAACGUUCUACGGCCUUCCAUUUCGAAUUUUUCGGAUUUCAAGGAGGCAGCCCAUCAGUUGCUAACGAAUGUCUACCCACGGCACGAAGAUGGAGUCCAUGGUAUGGAUAAGGCUCUAAUGUCUUCCAUCCCAGCUUGGACCAUGAUCACAUCAGAAGUUCUGAUGUGGCUAAAUAGGAUAAGAAGGCGAAUGUCCACAAACCUAAGGGCUUCAAAUCCCUGGACCAUAGAGGUAAAGCGUGACCUCCCUCAAGAGAUGUUUGAAAUUAUA